AUGAAUUCAAGUAUUAAAACGCGUUUACAGGAUUCAUUCCUUGCUAUUCGUUCUUACUCAAAACCACAUGAAUACUUCUACACCACCUUUUCACGAUCCACCGCAUCCGAAAUUUCAAUUCCAUCUCAAACUACCGCUAAUCAAGGAGUUACGGAAUUAUUCAAUAAACGCAUUAUUAUUUUCGGGUCAAUCUCUUGCGCUGUAAUCGUAUUAAUCGCUCUAAUCUCAUUCCUAAUCGUUUGUAUGCUCGGUCGUAAAUCACGAUCAAGACCUUCGACUACCUUUUCGCCUUCCAAUCAUGACGUUGAUGUCUCUGUGAGACAAAGAAACAUUGAUUCGUUAAAUAAUCCAAGAUUGAAACCAUUGUAUUUAUUACAGACACAUAAGCUUAAACCAUUACAUUUGGUGAUAAAACAUCGAGAUACACUUGACAAGAAGGAAAAGUUGAGGAUUGCAAAUCAACAAGAAGGCAUCAUUCAGAAGAAUAAUUUUCAACAAAAAUUUGAUACUCGUCAACAGGAUGGCUUAAUUCAACAAUAUUCGCGUCAACGAGAGAAUAAUCUUUUAGAAAAUAUUCAUGGUCAAGGGAUGAAGGAUGAAAGAAAUAUUCGAGAGAAACUCAACAACCUAGUCAAAAUAAUAGAACGUAAAAAUGUUGAAAUUUUUGAAGGAAAUGAUUCUUCAAUUGAUGAUGAUAUUUAUGAAGAUUUGACCAUUUAUGAUAUUAUUGAAAUGUUUAAAACGUUAAAUGGAGAUUACAAUUAUGUUAAUUAUAUAAACGAGUGA
Messenger RNA from Funneliformis geosporum, 786 nucleotides. NCBI's taxonomy places the organism in Eukaryota, Fungi, Glomeromycota, Glomeromycetes, Glomerales, Glomeraceae. The record is from the annotation of a GenBank genome assembly.